UACUAUGUGCAGUCACAUAUUCAAAUCAACGAGUAUCGAGACCGUGUAAUUUUGCCUGCUGCUUCCAAAAAGUAUGGAAGGCCUAUUACCACCUGCGUGAAGGUUUUGGAUAUGACCGGUUUGAAACUUUCAGCGUUGAGUCAAAUAAAGUUAUUGACAAUCAUAUCAACCAUUGAUGACUUGAACUACCCAGAGAAGACAAACACAUACUAUAUUGUAAAUGUCCCUUAUAUAUUUUCAGCCUGUUGGAAGGUUGUCAAGCCUCUUUUGCAAGAGAGGACAAGGAAAAAAGUGCAGGUGUUACAAGGCUGCGGGAGAGAUGAGCUCUUAAAG
This is a messenger RNA of Morus notabilis, 333 nucleotides long. Its product is annotated as SEC14 cytosolic factor-like. NCBI's taxonomy places the organism in Eukaryota, Viridiplantae, Streptophyta, Magnoliopsida, Rosales, Moraceae. The transcript has 4 exons. The record is from RefSeq and is a predicted model, not a curated record. The annotation marks the transcript as partial.